AUGCAAGGCUUGAUCAAAACCCUAGUGCUCUUUGCAGCUUUCACUUACAAUGUAUCUGCGGCCUGUAAGGAUCGACUUGACCGUGACCAGUGUGAGAAAGCACUUAAGAUGUUCACCUUGGAUCCUCACGGUAAUUUCAAUCCUGGUAGAAAUUAUUGGCAGGCCUCUUGUGGAACCUGUGUGGUUUACAUCGAGGCUGAGGGUACCAGUAACAUCAAAAGAUUUGUUACCCAUAGUUCUGGCGAGGGCAUGAGCAACACCUUGACACAGAUUUUGAAUGCUGAAGUGAAUGCAUGCAAUCCAUUGAUGGGUAAACAAGUCACGAUUGUCAACCCAUUACUCUUCGGAUCUAGUUACGUGCCAGCAACGCUUACGGCCAAAAUGGGAGACUCUCCGAACACUGAAGAAAGUGAACGCGAGAUUAACAAAUCUAAGGCUGAGGUACAAGUAUAUACCAAGAGCAUUUGUCUCGAUUUCACACCAUCGUGA
Messenger RNA from Melampsora larici-populina 98AG31, 489 nucleotides. RefSeq lists its product as uncharacterized. Bases 1 to 489 code for a protein of 162 amino acids. NCBI's taxonomy places the organism in Eukaryota, Fungi, Basidiomycota, Pucciniomycetes, Pucciniales, Melampsoraceae. The record is from RefSeq and is a predicted model, not a curated record. The transcript is spliced from 6 exons.